CUGUUUGAUUUCCAUCCCGUCAGCCUGAGAUAGAUUGCAGCUUCAAUAGCCGCUCCCUCCACGAUGGGCUGUGGUGCUUCAGCGGCACCGCCGCCAUUGCGGAAGAUCGAUGCUUCGAAGUUCACCAAGGUCUUUGAGAAGGAGAACAUCAUGGAGAUUGCUUGGCUGGACGACGACAAAUGCCUCUUGCUUUCUUGCGAAAAAGUGAUUGAAGAAGGGGCUCCAACCCGUCAGGAAGAUCCUUGGUACAAGCCCCCAGUCAAAGUUGCUGUGGAAGCUUAUGAUGUGAAGAGUAAGGCUUUGAAGAUGUUAUCCACCGUGGUUUCCAAAGAUGACGUCCCUUGUAUGGCCGCCAGUGUUGAUGGGAAGAUGUACGUAGUAGGACUGGGCCCAGAGUUAUACCUCUUCAAUGCCGAUGGUUCAGAGAUCAGCAAGAUGAAACCCUUCGAUGAAUACAGCAGCUGCAGAAGCAUCAGUGUGAGCCCAGAUGGAAAACACAUCGCCGUGGCCUCUGCUCAAGUGAAAAUGAAGGUGAUGAGUGUGGAUGGCACAGAAGUUUUCGACCACCAGAUCAGUGGGAAUUACAAGCCGAAGGCUGGCUUGCACUGGUGGGACAACAAUACUGCACUUGUGCUCUCCGACAGCACGGUUGAAUUGCUCGACAUCUCCGCAAAGAAAGUCUCUGGACAGUGGUUUGGUCCCCCAAAGGGAGACAGUACCUAUACUCAUUCGAUCAACCCUGUGGGAAUGCGUCUUAUGAAGAGUGGAAAGUCUUUCGUGGCCCACAGGGAUGAUGGACAGCUCUUUCGUCUCAAGGGAGGAGAUGGAGGAAAAUUUACGGUGGAAGAAACUUACAAACUUCAUGAAAGAGAAUAUGGACUUUACAACGGCACCAGAUUUGUCGUCCUUAAAGACGAACAGACAGUCAUCUAUGAAAGGCCCAAAGGCAACCGAGACAAUGCAGACCCCGAACCAGACCACUUGGUAAGCCAUGUGAUGGCAAGUGGUGAGAAGUUGGUGCUUGUUCGCGGGGAAGACGCGAAGCUGACGAAGGUGGAAGCGAUCGAAGUGAACUCUUCAGAUACCGUGCUCGCGACCGUGGACAAGGAAGGCGCCAAAGUCUACAGCCUGGGCCGAGCAGAGCCGACGCCAGUCUGAGGGCACUGAGAAGCGCUUAGCAUGUAUACAUGCCAAAGCAUGUAACCGGUGAUGAAACCGGUGAUGAACACUUGAAGUGCUGACAUGAUGUUGAUAUUUUGGAUUUUUGAGAAGAAUGUAUCUGGUAAUUCGGAUCCUUGCACGCUGCACUGGCAAAAUCCAUGAUGGAGCCAAAAAAAA
Cladocopium goreaui is the source of this 1338-nucleotide messenger RNA. Lineage: Eukaryota; Dinophyceae; Suessiales; Symbiodiniaceae. The record is from the annotation of a GenBank genome assembly.